Tribolium madens (black flour beetle) is the source of this 1120-nucleotide messenger RNA. Its product is annotated as maspardin-like. The record is from RefSeq and is a predicted model, not a curated record. The coding region runs from base 132 to 1019 and encodes 295 amino acids. The transcript is spliced from 5 exons. NCBI's taxonomy places the organism in Eukaryota, Metazoa, Arthropoda, Insecta, Coleoptera, Tenebrionidae.
UCUUGCCCCCCCAGUGAGGCCAAUGUGAACGACAUUUUAUUUUUGAUAAGGAUUUUAUUUGUGAAAAUUUAUGUGUAAUUUGUAUAAAUGACUUUAAAUAAAACAGUAGUCUUUUCAAUACAAGACUGAAAAUGAGUUAUAUUAGUGAUUUGUCUCAAUCUCAAGAAUACCUUAGUUUUAGAAGUAGUGUUCCAUUAAAACGAGUAGUAGUUGAUUCAGAUAACACAAAGGGAUGGAGAAUAUAUGAUUGUGGUCCUAAGAAGGUAAAAUGUCCAUUAAUUUGUCUUCCUCCUGCAUCAGGGACUGCAGAUAUAUUUUUUAAACAAGCUCUUGCGUUAUCAGCCAAAGGAAUCAGAGUGAUUUCAGCCGAAGCCCCUGUCUAUUGGAAUGUGAAAGAAUGGUGUGAGGGUUUUAGGAAACUUCUUGAUUAUUUAGGGAUUGUUAAAGCUCACAUUUUUGGGGCUUCUCUAGGCGGAUACUUGGCUCAAAAAUUUGCUGAAUACACAAUAAAAUGUCCAAGAGUAGCAUCUCUAAUUUUGUGCAAUACAUUUACUGACACUGCCAUUUUCAAUAAUCACGAGUCUGCAGCAAUUUUCUGGAUGUUACCAGGCCUCGUUUUGAAGAGAAUGAUUAUGAGUAAUUUCGGAUCAGCAAAGGUUGAUCCAGAAAUGGUUGAAGCCAUUGACUUUAUGGUUGAAAGGUUGGAAAGCCUUCCUCAAACUGAACUUGCCAGUAGACUUACACUUAAUUGCCUUAGAGGAUAUGUGGAAGCUCACAAACUGGCUGAUCUUCCCAUUACUGUCAUUGAUGUAUUUGAUGAAUAUGCCUUAUCAAAUGCUGUAAGAGAAGAGCUUUAUAAAUGUUACCCUAAUGCUAAGUUGGCUCAUCUUAAGACUGGUGGAAAUUUCCCAUAUUUAAGUCGUUGUUCCGAAGUAAAUUUGCAUUUACAGAUUCAUCUGCGACAGUUUGACGAUUCUGAUUUCUCGUCAUCAGACCGACCACUAAUUAACCGUUGUUGAAUUUUUACCAUUUAUAUUUUUGUACAUAAUUAUAAAUAUUAUAUUAAAAAAAUAACAAGGACACCAAAUUCCAUUUAAGAAUAAAACACUACUUUGUACAA